This is a messenger RNA of Paramecium pentaurelia, 795 nucleotides long. The record is from the annotation of a GenBank genome assembly. Lineage: Eukaryota; Ciliophora; Oligohymenophorea; Peniculida; Parameciidae.
AUGAUACCAAAAUAUUCAAAGAUUUCAAUGACUAUUUUAAAACUAUUUUUAUUUGCUAAUCUAAUUCAAUUACUAGUUAAAUAUUCUUUUCAGAUUACUUUCCUGGUAAUUCAAAUAUAAUUCGAAUCCUAGAAAAAGUUGAAACAUGAAGUACAAACGCAUAAUUUUUUUUGGAAGUCACAAAUAUUCAACAUACACGUAAAUAUAUGUUAUUUCAUAAAUUUAGAUUUUAAUCUAAAAAUUUCAUGUCCAUAUUAUGGAGUACUUGCUAUUAGAUUUAAAUGGUAUGCUGUUUGAAGAAGUAGUUAUCAAGUGAUUAAUUAUAUCAGUACAACCUUAAUUGUUAACAUGACUUUUCAAAAUGCAUUGAGUAAUUCAAAAAAUGGAUUUGUGAGUUUAACAGGUUUUUAAUAUAGUGGUGGUAUUGAUUUUCUACUGAAAGUAAAAAUUUUGUUAUGAUAAUAUUCUCAGAUUAGUGAAUUCACAAGUUCAUCAGUUUCUGUUGAAAUCAAUAAGGUAGAUUUUAAAUUCUAAAAUCAAAUAAACUUAGUUUUUAAAUUGUCAUAGCUGAAGAUGAUAUCAUUAAUCUAUGAUUAUAAACUUCUCUUGAGUAAUAUACUAAUUAGUCAAUCUAUAUAUAAUCUGAAUCGUGGUUUAUUUUUAACAUUUAAGGUCUAAAUAUUUUAUAUAGAAUUUUAUUCGUAAUGUGAUUUAUUGCAUAGUUAGGCAAAUAUAUAUUCCCACUAAAGAAAAUAGGAAUUUGGCUUUAUUUUAAAUAAGAAAUCAAAAAAAUGA